CCGCCUCCUUCCCAUAGCCCCGCCCACUCCGUUGGUUCUGCCGUUAACGGGCUGCUCGCGUGCGCCCUGUUUGGCCCCAACAGCACCGAUCAACUUGACUGUGAAGGACAGGAAGAGGACAGGAACACAAAAUGGCUCAACAGCAGAAGGCAGUGGAGCACGCCAGGAAGGCCUUUAACACGGGCCGCACCAAACCGCUGGAGUACCGUAUCACCCAGCUGAAGAACCUCCAGCGCCUGUUUGCAGAGAGGCAGAAGGAAAUCGCCAGCGCUCUCAAGAAGGACCUCAACAAGAGCGAGUUCGGCACGCCGCUGUACGAGACGCUGGGUCUGGAGGGAGAGAUCAACAUGGCAAUCAGCAAGCUAGCGGAGUGGGCAGCUCCAAGGCCGGUGACUAAAAACCUACUGACCAUUUCAGAUCAGGUCUACAUCCAACCCGAGCCUCUGGGAGUGGUGUUGAUUAUCGGGGCGUGGAACUACCCUUGGGCCGUCACCAUCCAGCCUCUAAUCGGCGCCAUCGCCGCAGGGAAUGCAGUCGUUAUUAAGCCAUCCGAAGUGUGCGUUCACACGUCCAAAGUGAUGGAGGAUCUUCUGCCUUUGUACCUCGACAAGGAGAUGUACCCGGUAGUUACCGGUGGAGUUCCAGAGACUCAGGAGUUGCUGAAGCAGAGAUUUGAUCACAUCUUCUACACCGGUAACUGCAUGGUUGGUAAAGUGAUCAUGGAGGCAGCUGCUAAAAACUUAACUCCUGUUACCCUGGAGCUGGGUGGGAAAAGCCCCUGCUACAUCGAUAAGAGCUGCGAUCUCGCCAUCGCCUGUCGACGUAUCGCUUGGGGAAAGUAUACAAACUGUGGGCAAACAUGCAUUGCACCAGAUUACAUCCUCUGUGAUCCCAGCAUCCAGGACAGAGUCAUAGAAGAGAUUAAGAAGAACGUGAAGGAUUUCUACACAGACGAUCCCAAAUCCUGUCUAGACUACGGACGCAUCAUCAACAGUCGACAUUUCAAAAGAUUGAUGGCGCUGAUGGAGGACAGCACGGUGGCUGUGGGAGGAGAAAACGACCAGUCCGAGUGCUACAUCGCUCCAACAGUCUUGAGAGACGUGAAGCCCGAAGCAAAGGUCAUGCAGGAAGAGAUCUUUGGACCCAUUCUGCCUAUCCUGACUGUUGGCAGCGUGGACGAGGCUAUCGACUUUAUCAACCAGAGAGAGAAACCGCUGGCACUCUACGUCUUCACCUCUGACAACAAGCUCAUCAAGCGUAUGAUCUCCGAGACUUCCAGUGGAGGAGUUUUGGCCAAUGACUGCUUGGUCCACUUCUCUGUCAGCUCUCUGCCUUUUGGUGGUGUUGGCAACAGCGGUAUGGGCUGCUACCACGGCAAGUUUACCUUUGACCAGCUGAGUCACCUGCGAGGCUGCCUCAUCAAGCAGCUGAAGAUGGAAGGACUGAACAACAUGCGCUACCCGCCUCACACCCCAAAGAAACUGGGCUGGGCUCGCUUCUUCAUCCUCAGACAGGUAGAAAUGGGCAAGCUGGCUCGCGUGGCUCUCAUGGCGCUGCUUGUGGUCGCCGCUGCCGUGAUGGUUCAGAGAUUCCUCACUGACUGAGCUGAGAAGUUCCGAAGAAACCCGACAGCCCCCCGGCCGCUCCGUUUCCUUUUCCUUAACCCGAACGUUUCCAACAUUCAGCCUUGAAAGUAUUAGCUUUUAAAAACAAGCGCUGCAUCUAAUGAAGGAUCCAAAUUCAUUGUAAUGCUUUACCGACGUGACGUUAACCUUAAUGCCGCUUCCAGCUGUGAUUCGUUAAUUUCCCUUCAUUCUGUUUUUAAUCAUUUUUAAUUAUUUAAUCAUUUUUAAUGAAGGAUAAGAAGUAAAUCUAUGUAGCAUCAUCGGUGUAGUAUCUCUGCAUAAGAAGAAGGGAUUUAUAACGUUCCUGAUCGUCGCAUCGUGUCAUUUUCCUUUCUAGGAAACGUCUGUGAAUUAGCAUAGUGUUAGCAUACAGCUCAAACCUGAUACUGGGUUUAUUUUCCCCUUAUUAUUUAAGUUAUACUUUAUUCAUUUUACCAACAGCACAAUUUCAUCAGGUCGGAGAAAGCACACACACUUUUAAAGGAAUAUCUCAGGCUCUAUAUAGAACAUCAAAUGACUCUUUAUAUAGAACUACAAGGAAGGAUUCCCUGAAGAAACCAAUGCAGUUCUCCAUUUUUAUUUUUCUUCUUCUUAUUAUUAUUAAGAAAAUACCGCAAAUUCAAACACAGUAUAAAGUUAUUUCAACAAAAAAACAACAUCGUGACUGAAAAAAUUAAACACAGGAUCAAGUUCACCUUCCACACUCAAUGAAUUAAAGAAACCGCUCGUAUCUCUCCAGGAGAAUGACAUAGAACCAUUUUCCAGGAACCCCAGAGUUCUACAUCUAACCCAAGCACCUCUUUCUCUACAUAGAACUAUGGUUCAGGAAACGGUCAUAUUCACUGGCCAUAUUCAGACCCCUGGAGUUCUCUAAAGAACCCUGAGGAACCUUUUUCUGUAAGACUGUGGUGACUUUUACCUGCGUCACGAACUCACAUUGAUCACCACUUCACUCUGAGGGCAUGAAAACGGGUCACGUGGCUUUGUGUACGAGCUUCGUAAAUACGUGAAGUCAUAAUGAAAUGAUUUCUUAAUUCUAUGCACAUGCAGUAAUAAGAGACAAAAUAAUAACUUUCGGGAUGAGACUGGUAUCUGAUGUGUGAGUUCAAGUACUGAUGAUGAUAUUUAUAGCUGUUCGUGGCUGGGACAUAAAGAAACAAAAACGUCUGUCAAUCAUAACGUCACUAGCCAAUCACAGGAGUUUGUGAGGCCCGGCUCUUGGGUGCGACUUGGCAGGUGACCAAAAAGGUGGAAAAUGAGUUACGGUUAAACAGCAUAACGUUAAGCGAGCGUUCUCGUCUUCUCAUUUCAUAUGAAGCCUUACACAGUAAGCAAGGAAUGCUUUAUAAACUAUUUCUUAUUACUGCAGUGCUUCUGAAUGUGGAAUUAAACCCCAAUGUAGAUGUUUUUCAAAUGAAGUUUUUAAGUUUACCUCCAUUUUUUUAUUAAGAGGGUAAGAGGGUAAAACUUGACCUUUCCAAAGGCAGCCGUGUUGUUCUGCUUGGAAUUCAGCAGAAUAUCUUUGGGGUUCCAUUAGGACUGAUUUCUUUAUCAGAGCUAAAAUGUUCUGCUGCAGAAAUGUGCCUCAGAGCCAGAAGGUGUAGUUCUACAUCUGCACUUUGACUGAAUUUACUCACCACUGUUCUCACCACGUUAGAGUUCAUCAACUGAUGAUCAAACUAUCAGCAGGCCCUCGAUGAAGAAAAUGAGGUGUGCCGAAGUUCCUCCGGGACAGGAACUGACUCAUAUCGAAGAACUAUGGAUUAACUACUUUAUUUCAACGAUCAUUUCAAUCGGUGUCCAGUCAGACGUCAUAACCGGGUGCAAAUUCAUUACUUUAGUUUAUUAUGAAAUAUCGGUACACUUUAUAAUAUCGUUGGUCUGUCAUUUCAAAUUUUCUUUUCUUUUUUUUUCAAAUCUUUGUUGAAUAUUAAUGAGAUUAAAAAGAUUUUAUGAAAUCAUUUUCUUACCCGUAAAAUAAACCAAUUUUUACAGCGAUGAAA
Tachysurus vachellii is the source of this 3628-nucleotide messenger RNA. It is a transcript of the gene aldh3a2b, whose product is annotated as aldehyde dehydrogenase 3 family, member A2b. The coding region runs from base 132 to 1604 and encodes 490 amino acids. The transcript is spliced from 11 exons. Gene Ontology annotation, cellular component: cytoplasm. Lineage: Eukaryota; Metazoa; Chordata; Actinopteri; Siluriformes; Bagridae. Gene Ontology annotation, molecular function: aldehyde dehydrogenase (NAD+) activity. The record is from RefSeq and is a predicted model, not a curated record. Gene Ontology annotation, biological process: aldehyde metabolic process.